Messenger RNA from Folsomia candida, 1772 nucleotides. RefSeq lists its product as uncharacterized. NCBI's taxonomy places the organism in Eukaryota, Metazoa, Arthropoda, Collembola, Entomobryomorpha, Isotomidae. The record is from RefSeq and is a predicted model, not a curated record. Gene Ontology annotation, molecular function: protein binding. The coding region runs from base 31 to 1545 and encodes 504 amino acids. The transcript is spliced from 5 exons.
UACAUCAACCAGUCAAAGUAAAAUCACGACAUGAUUGCAUACAUGCAUUUGACUGACAAAACAGCUACAAACUUAUCUUUGCGUUCUGAAUAUUCACCCAAAGUAAGCACAAUGGAGAAAGUCGCAAGAAGCGUAGAAUUUAAAGUGUCCAGUGGUGGAAUUUUCGAUAGAAUCGAUAAUUACGGAGUGAAAACGGAUUUCAACUUGAUUACGAAAAACACAAUUUUUCGUGGUCACAAAUCGUUCUUUGGAGCUUGCAGCAACUACCUCUUGGAGCUUUUCCUGAAAUCACCGUCAUGCCCAGUCAUGUAUAUCAUGGAAGACGUGCGUCCAGUGGAUUUGGAAAAUUUAUUCGCUUUUGUGUACGAGGGGAAAAUUACUGUGAAACCCAAUCAAUCGGAAGGACUGCUUCGUGCAGCAAAUCAACUCAAAAUUGAUUCUUUGGUCAAACAAUUAGAAAAACCAUCGUUAAACAAAGUUCCAACAAUUCGUCUUGACCAGACGUUUAGUAGAAUGCCAAAUCUAAGCAUACAAGAUCCACUACCCAAUGUGACCAAGAGUUGUGUUCCACGCCCUAGUCCUGAAUUUCCAAUGGAACCUUUGAACGAUAUUGGAAGCUCGACCUCAAGCUCUUCCGGAAAGAUUUUUGCCUUCAAGGCUCCAUUCGUCGUUGGAAAACCUAUCUCAAACAAUGACGAACACGACGUGGUUCCACCACAGGCACCACCGCAAGACCUGCAAAAAUCCAAGAUUAAGGUGAACAAUGAGAAAACCUCCACCACAGUUGUAGUGAAAAGGGGAGGUCAGUUGAAAGGUCAGCCUCGAGUGGCUACGCCAUUUCCAUCCUGUAGCAGCCCUCUCCAGCCAGGUCAUGCUAUUCAUGGUGAUGGUGCGAAGAUGAAGGGGUUUGACAGGGUGCGCAUGGAAAUUGGCAGUCCUCUUUUCUCGUCUACGAAAUUAGGUCCAGAAAGCUUACAAGUUGAGGAGCAGUUUCAGAAGAAGGAACAAAUUAUUGUCACCGAGAAAGCGGAACCUGUUCGGAAUAUUGUAGCGUGGUCUUAUGAGGCAGGAGAAACUAACGAGAGCGGUCGUGUUAGCUCAGAACGCGUGGAUAUGCAUCCUCCUACUAAAUUGGAAGCUGCAGGAACUUUUCAAGUCUUGAACGACCAAAUUGCUCACUCCUCAACAGUCGCAAAAUUUUCUUUGCAUGAUUUAAUGAGGAUUGAAAGUAACGUCAACAAUUCGACCAUGAAUUGUCCUCCACCCGCAGUGGAGUCAACCCUUCCGGACCAUGAGUUAAGGAAGGGGAGUCAAGAAGUAUUCACGUCUACAAAGAAAUUACUCCCUACAGCGAAGGUUACAGAUUGUGAUUCUUCGGAUGACUCUUUCUACAUAAGAGAAUUGCGACGAAAGCUACCUGCUGGCAAACGUCGAAGAAUCCCAGCAUCAACUCGUCCCAUGAUUAUCAAUAGUUCGUCGUCCAGUAAUAUGGAAAGUGUUCAUAUGCGAAGCAAGCGCCGGAAACCUAGAUCUAAAUUGCGAUAGAUCAAUUUCAAAUCUUUAUGCGUUGAUCCUACAUAAAUGUUAACUAUGUUUGCACGUUCUAUGCGAAAUGUGCGAAUUAAGUGGUAUUGUUAAUUGAAUUUGAAAAUCACGAAAAAAUAACACGUAACUUCCUACUUUGUUUUAAUCCCCUUCUGCAAAUGGAGACGAAUGCAGGUGGCAGAUGUUGCAUAAUGGAAAUAAUAAAAAUUGUUAAAUAAUUGCUGUGC